Molecule: messenger RNA, 491 nt
Organism: Paramecium sonneborni
Lineage: Eukaryota; Ciliophora; Oligohymenophorea; Peniculida; Parameciidae
Source: the annotation of a GenBank genome assembly
AUUGGAAAUAAGGUUUAAUUUAUUUCUCCCAACUUCUAUUAUUAAUGGUGGUGAUAAAACUUAUACUUACAAGAGAAACUGAUAGGUGUCUAACAAAAAUGGGAAAAAUUGUAUUAAGAUAACAGUAGCUAAAACUAAUUACAAUUAGUUUAUAGAUCUGCUUUUGUUUUUAAUACAUGUUUAUAUAAUAGUAAUAUUGCCUCAAAAGUAUUAGGAUAUGAUUCAUUCAAAACAGGAAAAGAACCUAAAACUAAAACGAACAAUUUCAUUAUUUGUGCAGUUGCUGACACAUGGAUUCUAGAGGAUGAUAUCAUCUAUACCAAUUAUAGAGUGUGAAAGAUUUCAAAAAACUAAUUAUUUUAGAAAUUGAUCUGUAAAAAUAUUGGAAUUACCUUAAUGAUUACAUAAAGUAACUUUGUUUGUCAACUAAUUGAAGUAAAAAGUGUAUGGACAUAUAAUCGGGUAAUAUGAGUACAAAAGAAUUAACAAAC